AUUACUUACUCAUAAAUUAAAAUGGCAACAACCUCCCUUUCUAUUUCCAUACCGAUACUAGCGAUAUGGGCUAUCUGGAUCUUAUUAUGCGGAAAGUGUUUGGAUAAUGCACUUCAGCAGCUUGUUGUUGCUGCAUCUGGGUCAUCUCAUGCCCUUCAACUUAAACAAGCCAAGGCUUUGCAGGAGACUGGGUGGUGGCCGUCCGCUACUCAUGCCCAAGCCAGUAGUAAUUAUUCAAGUGCUUGCCUCUGGGAUGGUAUUACUUGCAAUGUUGGUGGAAGCGUCACACGCAUUGAUAGAUCUUUUCAAAGUUUGCGAGGUCAGUUGAUCAAACUCAACUUCUCUUUCUUCCCAAAUCUAGUCAAUCUUGAUCUUAGUUCGAACUCCCUUACGGGGCGUAUCCCACUUGAGAUAGGGAUCCUAAAGAACUUGGUCUAUUUAAGACUUCGUUUCAACAUGCUUGUCGGUCCAAUCCCUUCCACUUUGGGCCAUUUACCUAAUUUGGAAAAUUUAGACCUUUGUCAGAACAAAAUCAAUGGAUCCAUUGCUCCCGAGAUAGGAAUGCUGAAAGAUUUGAGCUACCUUAACCUUAGCCAUAACUUUAUUAGUGGAGAAAUACCUAGCGCACUUGGGAUGAUUGUCCCUCUAUUGAGCUUGGAUCUUAGCUACAAUAAUCUUACGGGCAACAUUCCAUCUUCUCUCACUGGUAUAUAUACACUCGACUUAUCAUAUAAUUCUUUGGAGGGUCGAAUUCCAGACGGUUAUGCUCUGUAUCAUACCUCUCACACAUUAAAUGGCAACAGGGAUUUAUGCGGUCAGUUCGAGAUAUUCCCUCCAUGUUCCACAAGCGAAAAAUCAAUCAUAACCGAAAUAAAAACUUUUGUACCCAUCACCAUUUUCCUCGGAUUCCUGUUUAUUGGAGGGGGUAUUUUCUUGUCCCGUCGCAUGUUCAAGAAAAACCAGAUUGAGUCUAGGGGAUCAAAGAAUGGAAACAUAUUCUCGAUAUGGAAUUAUGACGGACAUAUUGCAUAUGAAGACAUUAUUGAAGCAACUGAGGAUUUUGAUAUCAGAUAUUGCAUUGGAACUGGUGGUUAUGGUAGCGUUUACAGAGCAGAAUUACCAAGCGGAAAUGUGGUUGCCUUAAAGAAACUUCAUCAGAGAGAGGCUGAGAAUCUAGGUUUCUAUAGGAGUUUUAUAAAUGAGGUGAGGGUGUUAACAGAGAUAAGACAUCGAAAUAUUGUGAAGCUGCUUGGGUUCUGUGUACAUAAAGAAUGCAGAUUUUUAAUUUAUGAGUACAUGGAAAGGGGAAGCCUAUUUUGUGUCCUAAGAAAUGUUGAUGAAGCUAUGGAACUGGAUUGGAGCAAGAGGGUAAACAUCAUCAAAGGCACAGCACACGCCUUAUCAUACAUGCAUCAUGAAUGCAUCCCAACAAUUGUUCAUAGAGAUAUAUCAUCCAACAACAUUUUGCUGAACUCUGAAUUUCAAGGUUUUAUAUCUGACUUUGGAACUGCUAAACUCCUUGAUCCUGACUCCUCCAAUCAAACAUUGGUUGCUGGCACUUAUGGUUACAUUGCCCCAGAGUUUGCCUAUACGAUGACAGUUACUGAAAAAUGUGAUGUAUAUAGCUUCGGUGUGGUGGCAGUAGAAGUAUUAAUGGGAAGACAUCCAGGAGAACUCUUGUCCUCAUUAUCAUCAUCAUCUCAAAAUAUGAUGCUAAAUGAAAUAUUAGACCAACGCCUGCCACCUCCAAAUCGUCUAGUUGCACAGGACAUUUUGCUUGUUGCUACAGUAGCAUUUGCAUGCCUUCACACUCAGCCAAAGUCUCGGCCUACAAUGAAAUGUGUGUCACAAGAAUUUCUCUCUCGCAAGAAGCCGAAUGUCAUACCCCUGUCUACGAUUUCACUCUUGCAACUGAAGAAACAAGCAGCAUACGUGGCUGGAUCAGGAUUUGCUUAUUGUUAGGGUGUUUUGUGUAAUGUCAAGGUGUUGUUUACAUUUCUCGGUCUUUUUUUAAGAAAAAUAUUAUUUGUAAGCAUUCCAGAUCACUCCAUAAACCUGAAGUACUCACUGUUCAAAUAGAAACAGAAUGGGUUGUUGUGUUUGUAUGAGUUAAGUGUGCAAAUAGAAAGUAGAAGUGAAUUAAGUAAAAUCUGAUAGAGAAUUUCAGCAAAUUCGUCAUUU
This is a messenger RNA of Juglans regia (Persian walnut), 2181 nucleotides long. RefSeq names its product MDIS1-interacting receptor like kinase 2-like. Gene Ontology annotation, biological process: protein phosphorylation. The transcript is spliced from 2 exons. The coding region runs from base 22 to 1962 and encodes 646 amino acids. Lineage: Eukaryota; Viridiplantae; Streptophyta; Magnoliopsida; Fagales; Juglandaceae. Gene Ontology annotation, molecular function: ATP binding; protein kinase activity; protein binding. The record is from RefSeq and is a predicted model, not a curated record.